This is a messenger RNA of Laetiporus sulphureus 93-53, 1827 nucleotides long. Its product is annotated as iron reductase. The record is from RefSeq and is a predicted model, not a curated record. Gene Ontology annotation, molecular function: ferric-chelate reductase activity. NCBI's taxonomy places the organism in Eukaryota, Fungi, Basidiomycota, Agaricomycetes, Polyporales, Laetiporaceae. Gene Ontology annotation, biological process: intracellular iron ion homeostasis; iron ion transport; copper ion import. Gene Ontology annotation, cellular component: plasma membrane. The coding region runs from base 1 to 1827 and encodes 608 amino acids. The transcript has 10 exons.
AUGGCAGCGAACAAGACUACCAUCGCCAGCGAGGACAAGACAAUACGGGUCUACCUCCAGAAGGAAUACCCUAAGGAGGUCUGGUAUUUUGUGGCUUGCUUCAUUUUCGUUGUCAUUCUCGGUCAACUUGGCUCUUGGGUGGUCUCAAGGGUUUCAUCGAGGAAGCGCACUAAUUCGACGGUGGAUGCUGAAGCUGGUGCCGAGACUUCCCUGAGGCAAUUUUCAGUCCGCCGUAUUCCUUCUGCCAUUGUCAAUGCGUAUCGGGUGAUCGCCUUUCGGUGGACACUGGGGUUCGGUAGCUCGUACACUCUCAAUCUUGCCGAGGUGUUCGUGACAUGCGCGUACAUCAUCGCGCUUUUCAUAUGGGAAUUCGUCAACACCACGGACUUGGAAGGACAGAAGUUCACCCUGAACUGGUAUGGUAACAGAGCUGCGAACAUCGCGUCGGCCCAAAUGCCUCUUGUAACGGCACUUGGCACUAAAAACAACGUCAUUGCAUACAUCACCGGGAUCAGUUACGAUAAGCUGAACUUCGUUCAUCGAAUGACGGCUCGAGUAAUCUUCGUGAUGCUUUGGGUGCACGGGGCGAAUUGGGUGAGAUACAACCCGUGGGCAGAGUAUGAGGAUACUCCGUGGUUCGUCCCACUUGGCUUGACGUGCAUCGUCGCUUUCACGAUCCUUUGCGUGAUGUCUCUACGCCCCAUCCGAGAAAGGGCCUAUGAGCUGUUCUUCAUCACUCAUUUUCUCAUGGUUUUCAUUAUCCUCCUCGGUGGGUACUUCCAUGCCAACCGGCAAGGCAUGGGGUCGUAUAUCUGGCCGAGUUUCAUCGUCUGGGGACUUGAUCGAUUCAUUCGCCUCGUGCGCAUGGUUGUCUUCAAUCACCUCUAUUUCUCGUGGAGCAAGAAGAAGGUCUAUUUCGACGCGAACGUCGAACUCCUCUCUCCUCACUUCAUUCGCGUCCGGCUCGCGCGGCCGCCUCACUUCCACUGGACCCCAGGGCAGACAGCAUAUCUCACCAUGCCAGGCGUCUCGCGCUUCCCCACCGAGGCACAUCCAUUCACCAUUGCCAGCGUCGAAACCCAGGAAGCUGCCCCGAUGUCCGACAAGCAGCUGGGCGACGUGGCACCCUACUGGAGGGAGCUGGUAUUCCUCAUCAAUGUACGGGACGGCUUCACACAGCGGCUGAAGAAGAUCGCCGAGAAGGGUGGGAAGGCUACGGCUCUCGUCGAUGGUCCAUAUGGGUUCACUCCUAACUUGGACAACGAUGACACCGUUGUGCUGGUGGCAGGUGGUUCUGGCAUUUCAUUCACACUCUCGACGUUCUUGGGGUUGAUCGACAAGGUUCGAGCUGGAAAGAGCGCGUGUCGCAAAGUGGUGUUUAUCUGGGCGAUCAGAGAAGCGAGUCAUAUCGAAUGGGUUUCAAAGGCUUUGAAGCAGGCCCUCGAGCUCACUCCUCCGUCACUCAACGUGAACAUCCUUAUCCAUGUGACUGCAGGGGAACCGCUGCCCGUUGCGAGUGAGAAGGCGUACGAUGACGACUCUGUUCACGAUGACUCGGCAAGCAAGUCUCAAGAAAAGGGCAGCGCCACCAUAUCCUUGCUCGAUUACUCUGCUGUCCAGCUGUUUCCUGGACGGCCGGAUCUCCAUGCACUUCUCCGGAAUGAAGUUGCCACCGCGACCGGUUGUCUAUCUGUGACGGUCUGUGGAUCGCAGGCGAUUGCUCGAGCGUGCCGCACUGCUCUCAGGUUCCCCGUCUCUACUCCAUUGAACGUUGCAAAGGGAGGCCCGAGCGUGAUCUUGCACGUCGAAUCGUACGGCUAUGCUUAG